UGAAACUCGGAAACUUAAAAUCCCACAAAACGCCAAAACAAAAACAAGAAAAAUUUCACUUAAUUAUCUUUCACACACAGGAACAGAGCGAGCGAAAGUGAGAGAUAAAGAGAGCAGAGAUCGACAGUGUCAAAAUCCCUAAACAAUUUCCAGAUCAAACCCUAAUUUCAUCUCUCAUUUCUGCAAUUCCCAUACUUCCCAUUCUCAGAUCCACUUUCUCUCUCCAUUUCUCUAUUGGAAUUGGCGUUUCCCCACCUUUCUUUAUACAUAGGUUUGAUAGGGAGGUAGAUUUUCUUUUUCACUUCUGUUUUUUUGCGGUUUUAUUACUAUGGCGUGUAUAAAAUCGGUGAAUAGAUCGGCGUCGGUGGCGCUAGCGCCGGAUGCACCGUAUAUGGCAGCGGGGACGAUGGCGGGAGCAGUGGAUCUGUCCUUCAGCUCGUCCGCUAGUCUCGAGAUCUUCAAGCUUGAUUUUCAAUCAGAUGAUCGUGAUCUUCCUUUGGUUGGUGAGUUUCAGAGCUCCGAGAGAUUUAACCGUCUCGCUUGGGGAAGAAAUGGAUCCGGGUCCGACCAGUAUUCUCUUGGACUCAUUGCGGGUGGGCUCGUUGAUGGCAGUAUUGAUAUUUGGAAUCCUCUGAAUCUGAUCCGUUCAGAGACGAGUGAAGGUGCCCUUGUUGGACAUCUAUCAAAUCAUAAAGGGCCUGUUCGUGGUCUUGAAUUUAACACUUUUACCCCUAACCUACUUGCAUCUGGUGCCGACGAUGGUGAAAUUUGCAUUUGGGAUUUGGCUGCACCUUCAGAACCUUCUCAUUUCCCUCCUUUAAAGGGUAGUGGUUCUGCUGCACAAGGUGAAAUUUCUUAUGUUUCUUGGAAUUGCAAGGUUCAACAUAUAUUGGCAUCCACUUCCCUCAAUGGAAUAACUGUUGUUUGGGACCUAAAGAAGCAAAAACCAGUGAUAUCUGUUGAAGAUUCAGUUAGAAGGAGGUGUUCUGUUUUACAGUGGCAUCCUGAUGUUGCCACUCAGCUUAUUAUUGCAUCUGAUGAUGACAGCUCUCCUGCUUUGCGGCUUUGGGAUAUGCGGAACACAAUGACACCAGUGAAAGAGUUUGUUGGGCACACUAAGGGUGUGAUUGCGAUGUCAUGGUGUCCAAGUGACAGUUCCUAUUUGCUUACCUGUGCUAAAGAUAAUCGAACUAUUUGCUGGAACACUGUAACUGGAGAGAUUGUCCGUGAAUUGCCUGCUGGUGCGAACUGGAAUUUUGAUGUGCACUGGUAUCCAAAGAUACCAGGGGUGAUCUCAGCCUCAUCUUUUGAUGGAAAGAUUGGCAUUUACAACAUUGAGGGUUGCAGUCGAUACAGUGCUGGUGAGAAUGAUUUUGGAGCAGUCACACUAAGAGCUCCAAAAUGGUAUAAACGCCCAGCUGGGGUGUCUUUUGGCUUUGGAGGGAAGCUUGUUUCAUUUCACCCUAGGUCAUCCUCUGCAAGUGCUUCGGAGGUCCUUUUGCAUAACUUAGUUACAGAGCACAGUUUGGUGAGUCGUUCUUCUGAAUUUGAAGCUGCCAUACAAAAUGGGGAGAAGUCAUCAUUAAAAGCUUUAUGUGAGAAAAAGUCUCAGGAGUCUGAAUCUGAGGAUGAACGUGAAAUUUGGGGCUUCUUGAAGGUUAUGUUUGAAGAAGAUGGGACAGCAAGGACAAAGAUGCUUACCCACCUUGGUUUCAGUGUACCUGUUGAAGAGAAAGAUGUUGUACAGAAUGAUAUCUCCCAACAAAUAGAUUCCAUUCGGCUUGAUGAUACAGCAACAGAUAAAGUGGGAUAUGAGAGUGUCAAAGAGGCCACUGUUUUCUCUGCAGAUGAUGGGGAAGAUUUCUUUAACAAUCUGCCUAGCCCCAAAGCUGAUACACCUAAAUUUACUUCUAUCAAUAACAUUGGCGCUGGACAUUCUGCUUCCUAUGCGGAAGAAAUAAAACAAGAACCAGAUGGACUGGAGGAGAGUGCUGAUCCAACAUUUGAUGAUAGUAUUCAGAGUGCUUUGGUAGUGGGGGACUAUAAGGGUGCUGUUGCACAGUGCAUAUCUGCAAAUAAAAUUGCUGAUGCUUUAGUUAUUGCUCAUGUUGGUGGUAGUUCCCUAUGGGAGAAUACUCGUGAUCAGUACCUUAAGAUGAGCCGUUCUCCUUACUUGAAGAUUGUAUCUGCGAUGGUGAACAAUGAUCUCAUGAGUCUUGUAAACACCAGGCCUCUGAAAUACUGGAAAGAAACACUUGCUCUUUUGUGUACAUUCGCACAGAAUGAGGAAUGGAGUCUGCUAUGCAAUUCACUUGCAGCUAAGCUGAUGGCUGCUGGCAAUACUUUGGCAGCAACUCUUUGUUUUAUUUGUGCGGGAAAUAUAGACAAAACUGUUGAAAUUUGGUCAAGGAACCUGACAACUGAACGCGAAGGCAAAUCAUAUGUUGAACUCCUUCAGGAUUUGAUGGAGAAGACUAUUGUCCUUGCUCUGGCAAGUGGUCAGAAGCAAUUUAGUGCAUCUUUGUGCAAGCUUGUUGAGAAAUAUGCUGAAAUUUUAGCCAGUCAGGGGCUUUUAUCAACAGCAAUGGAGUACCUCAAACUUUUGGGGUCUGACGAAUUGUCUCCUGAACUUAUAAUCCUACGAGAUUGUAUUUCCCUCUCCACAGAACCUGAUAAAGAUGCCAAGAGCACGGCUUUUGAAAACUCCCAACAGCAAGGUGGGUUAAUGUAUGCUGAACAACAUAGUUUUGGUAUGACUGAUGCAUCUCAGCACUAUUAUCCGGAAAAUGCACCAUCACAAGUGCAUCAAAAUGUUCCUGGCAGUCCAUACAGUGAAAAUUAUCAACAAACUCUUGGUCCUUCAUAUGGAAGAGGAUAUGGUGCUCCUACUCCAUAUCAGCCUGCACCACAGUCUGCAACUUAUCCGCCUGCCUCACAACCUGGAAUGUUCAUUCCAUCUCAGGCACCUCAGGUUCCUCAGGCAAAUUUUGCUCCACCUCAAGCUGCCACUCAACAAGCUGUGAGGACUUUUGUUCCAUCAAAUGUCCCUAUUCUGAGAAAUGCAGAGCAGUACCAGCAACCGACAUUGGGUUCUCACUUAUAUCCUGGGACUGCUAAUGCUACAUAUCAGCCUGUACAGCCUCCAGCUGGUUCACAAGGUCCUGUUCCAUCUCAAUUGGGUCCUAUGCCUGGCCAUAAAAUACCACAGGUUGUGGCCCCCACUUCAACACCCAUGGGUUUUAGGCCUGUAACAAAUUCGGGGGUUAUUCAAAGACCUGGAAUGAGUUCAAUGCAACCUCCCAGUCCUACUCAGUCAGCAUCAGUACAACCAGCCGUGGCACCUGCUGCUCCACCACCUACAGUACAGACUGUUGAUACUUCAAACGUACCAGCUCAUCAUAAACCUGUCAUUAUAACAUUGACGAGACUUUUUAAAGAGACAUCAGAAGCUUUGGGAGGUUCACGUGCAAAUCCAGCUAGAAAACGUGAAAUAGAAGAUAAUUCAAGGAAAAUUGGUGCCUUGUUUGCGAAGCUCAACAGUGGAGAUAUAUCAAAAAAUGCUUCUGAUAAACUUGUUCAGCUGUGUCAGGCAUUAGAUAAAAAUGAUUUCAGCACAGCCCUGCAAAUCCAAGUAUUGCUUACGACAAGCGAGUGGGAUGAGUGUAACUUCUGGCUUGCAACACUCAAACGAAUGAUAAAGACAAGGCAGGCCCGGGUGUGAGAUCAAGUUAAACCCCAAAAUCAUCCAAAUACAGUGAACUCCACUUUGCGUUUUCGAUUUCACAGGUGUGGUAAUGCUCCUUCGGAAUUGAUUGUUUCUUUCUUCAGUGUACACUAAGAAUAUCUUUUCUAGAGUGCAAUUACAGGGUUUUGGAUCGUUGGCCUACAUCUCGCCUUCAAAAAUCUCAAGGGCAGUAAAUCACGUUAUGCAAGCAGUUAGCGAGGAUAGUUGUCAGGUCAUUAAAGAAACUGAAACUAGUUGCUGUUUUUUUUUUUUUUUCUUUGUAUUUUGAUAUUUAUAGUAUAUUCAGAAAUAGAGUUUUGGUUUUAGCCUACCACCAGUGUUUUACAGUUGCAUUUUUGGUGCGAAGUUCAAUGGCAUUAUGAUUCUGCUGUC
Hevea brasiliensis (rubber tree) is the source of this 4117-nucleotide messenger RNA. RefSeq names its product protein transport protein SEC31 homolog B. The transcript has 22 exons. The record is from RefSeq and is a predicted model, not a curated record. Gene Ontology annotation, cellular component: COPII vesicle coat; endoplasmic reticulum exit site. Gene Ontology annotation, biological process: COPII-coated vesicle cargo loading; endoplasmic reticulum organization; endoplasmic reticulum to Golgi vesicle-mediated transport. Lineage: Eukaryota; Viridiplantae; Streptophyta; Magnoliopsida; Malpighiales; Euphorbiaceae. Bases 329 to 3721 code for a protein of 1130 amino acids. Gene Ontology annotation, molecular function: structural molecule activity; protein binding.